UGUAGACAAAUCGUUUUCGAGCAUCGCUGGAAAAAUAAGGCUUUGCAAGGCCACACGCUAAGAACCGUCAGAGCAAAAGACAAUGAAGAUUGUAGAUUGAAAUGUUACCUGGAGGACAACUGUGUUUCAGUUAACUAUGCGUCUACAGGGAAAUGUGAUCUUAACAACAAAGACCAUACCCAGAAGCCAAACGAUCUAGAGGAUGUGAUUAACUACACCUAUUCAUUCAUAGAAGUAAGUUUAACUUAUAAAUGAUUUUGUUUAUAGAAUUGUCACUUAGUUUGCAACAUUUGUUAAGAUGGCUAAAAACUCUUUGAUGGAUCAAUAAAUAUCACAAUCAAUUUUCGCCUGUUUUCUUAAAAAUAGUGUGAGAAGAAUGUCAACUUAUCUAUGAUACAUUUUGAUCAAUUUUAUGACACAUUAGGUUACCAUAGAAACAGUGCCGACAUCGAUAUGCCUAUCAAUCAGAAACGGUCCUAAUGAUCUUAAAUUUUAAAUCAUUAAAUUGCAAUUACUAUACUAUCCUUCAUUUUCUACCAAGCUGGAAAAAAAUAUGUAUAUAGGUUUAAAACCGCUCCAUUUCCUUGGUCGAGAGACCUAGAAUUCUUCAAACUAUUGCCAUACUACAACAGGGGCUUGAAAAUUGCCACUGACAAAGUGUGAGAAACGCGCAAAGAAAGAAACGCGCAAUUAAUACAUAAGUUGUGGCCUAAUUGUCGACUUGGUCCAAGUCGACCUCGCUUGUAUAUCAGGAAAACCUAAUAGUCAGGUUUGUUGAAUUUGUUAAAGUUCGCUGCUAAAUUACCGGACUUUUGACCAGAAAAUUUCAGCUGAUUAAAGAUUCCCUCUCAGUAACUCAGUGCAGGUAUUCCUAUCAUUGAAUCUAUUGUGAGAUUUAACUGACGGCUCUUUUUAAUCAUCUCUACACUUCAUCAAAAGUAGGUACCUUCAUAACUUUGCUUUUAAGUUAUGAGUAGGUAGUAAAUUCUCGAGUCAUAUCAUUCUGAUCACAUAUCACUCUGAUCACUAAAAUCCCAAUCAGGAUUCUACUCUCUUUUUUCGGAAGCAGCCACUCUGCCAUGGUAAUGAAGCGAUAUUUCAGAGUUAAUACGAUUUUAAACCUUAGAGCACUUUUCCAUUUAGUCAGUGUUUUAUAACGAAAACUAACACAACUGCAACAGCCAAUCAGAGCAAAUAAUAAAAUAACAAGGAGCCAAUGAGGACUCAAAUAACAACGAGUAACCUGCCUGUGGAGCGGUAAAACGCGAAUGACGAAGACGCGAUUGAUUUUACUUUUGACGGAACUGAUUGGUAGAGAGAAUGGCGCGAGUUUUUUGGACCAAUCACAGAGCAAAGUGAAGCAAAAACAACGCAGUCGAGGAUUACUUUCCACACAAAAUGUUAAAUUAAUUAGUCCACUGUCAUGAAUCGGAGGCUCUAUCAGUUGCGAUUUCGUUAUCGGUAGCUGCACUGAGCUCCAGAAAACACGAUGACGAGGCUGUGUCAUUGCUAGGACCAUAAUUGACAAGCAUUCAGCAUACACUGGUUGAAAUAUCGGACGCGUCCUGUCACGGAAGCUCUCAUUGUUUAGUUUCUGCACUAUCAGGAGCAAUUUCAAUGAUAGUGAUAUGUAUAGUAUCAGGCGCCAAGACAUGAUGAAACAUUUUUUAAGGCAAUCCAGUGUGAAACGAUGCCGAAGUACAUACGUGGUCUUUUUCUGAUGAGAAAUACUGAACGCAACUACGAGGAUCAAGGAAACUUGUUAUCCCAUACGUUAACACGACCACUUAUGGUCUUCAUUCCUUCAGAUACACUUCUGCAAACAUGUGGAACAAACUAGUAGAGGACCUAAGGUCAUUAAUUAACGUCUUUGAAUGAGUUCAGAACUAAAAUAUGCCAAAUUUCUUUCGAACAUUAAUGCAAUUGUUACUUAUGUAGAUAGUAGUUAAUGUACUGUAUAUAAUAUACGAUUUUAUUUUUAUGUUUUUCCUCUUUCUCGGAGAAAUUGGCUGUACAGCUACUCUUGUAAAUCCAAGGUGAAAUAAAGGUGAUAUGAUGUGAAAAAAAUUGUUGUGUUUAUCUACAGAACCCUUGCGCCAGUUCUCCUUGUCAGCAUCCCAGUGUUCUUUGUCAAGCCGGUUUUACUGACAGAGGGUACAGAUGUGUGUGCAACAAAACAGGAUUCGUUGGCGAGAAGUGUGAAAAAGGUAUAGCAUAUUCAAGAUAUAUUUGAAGAACGGAAAAACCAUUACAGAAGAGGUUAUGAGGACUUGAAAGAAAAAAAAUUAGAAACUUCAAUGUCUGACGCACGUAAAAUAAAAAUUGACCACUCUCUAAAGGGACUUUUCGUGGCCAAUGUAAGUAUCAGUUUCUGGUCAUUCCGUUACAAAGUUGUUUCGCCGCAAGUCGAAAUCAAUUUUCGUAAAAUCAAAAGUCCUUUCGUCAUAAACGUUGGUGGUUUCGCUCCAAGCGUGGAUGGUUGAACUUUUUUAGACCCGACGGAAUGUCUAGUUGCGUCGUAGACAUGAAAAAAGAUUUGUUUAAUGAAGUUUGAGUUUGGUGUGAAGUUGAAGCGAAACAACUUUUGAUUUGUGUCGAAAGGACUUCUGAUUAGAAGCGAGUUGACUUCGAACUUUCGAACUGUCAAGAGAAACGACCUAAAAAAGUUGGUAGUACUAAGGGUAGGGGCCUUGACUCUGUUAACUCCAAAUUGCAACAAGUUUUCACUUCUUUAGAAACAGGAGUGAUACAUAAGUAAAUGAACACAAUUAACUUUUUAUAUCUAUAGCUGUCCUCCGUAUUUUUAUCAAAUCGUUUGGCACCAAAGACCAGCUAGGAGGUAGGAGUAUUUUUGGUGAUACGGUCAUCGAAGUCAACGGGGUAAAUCAUUGCAAAAAGGUAAGUAUUCUUGCGUUUGUGUUAUGUUACCUAGUUCGCCUUUCGCAACUGAAACUCCUGAGCUUGAUGCGAUUUGGCACGCAUAUGAUGUUUCCUUGGUACACUUUGAACGCGAGUUUCCGUUCAUUCCUAGUCUAGUCCGUCGAGCAGGAGAAAGUGAAAAACACAGACUUGCAUUAUUCAAACCGUAAGCAAGAUCUGAAAGCGCGCUUGAGAAAGAGAGUCUCCGUACUAGCAGAGUAUCCUUUCAAGAUGAAAUAACUAAACCUGAAUUUCAAGCAUCUGCGGAAUAGGACGAUCGAUGAAUGAUCAUUUUUUAUAAAAAGAGAAAGAGAGAAAGAGAGAGUAAACGAGCUUUGCUAUCUUUGAUAGUUUUUCAUCGGUCCCAUCAAUCACUCUUUCUACUAAGUAGGUACAGAGGAACAAAGGGGAUGCAUAAUUACAACAGGGGAAAUAGCGGAUGCAUUAUUACAACUGGGGAACAGGGGAUAAAAAUUACAACAGUGGGAACAGGAGAUACAUAUUACAACAGGGGGAACAGGGGAUGCAUUAUUACAAAAAGGAAUUAGGGGAUGCAUUAUUACAACAUUGGGAACGGGAUAAAUAUUACAACAGGGGGAACAGGGGAUGCAUUAUUACAACAUUGGGAACGGGAUAAAUAUUACAACAGGGGGAACAGGGGAUGCAUUAUUACAACAUUGGGAACAGGAUAAAUAUUACAACAGGGGGAACAGGGGAUAAAUCUUACAACAAGGGGAACAGGGAAUGUAUUAUUACAACAUUGGGAACAGGGGAUAAAUAUUACAGCAGGGGAACAGGGGAUGGAUAAUUACGACAGGAGGAACAGGGGAUAAAUAUUACAACAAGGGGAACAGGAGAUGCAUUAUUGCAACAUUGGGAACAGGGGAUAAAUAUUACAACAGGGGAAAAGGGGAUGGAUAAUUACAACAGGGGGAACAGGGGAUAAAUAUUACAUCAGGGGGAACAGGGAUAUAAAUUACAAUAGGGGGAACAGGGGAUGUAUAUUACGACAAGGGGAACAGGGGAUAAAUAUUACAACAGGGGGAACAGAGGAUGUAUUAUUGCAACAGGGGGAACAGGGGAUGCAUUAUUACAACAGGGGGAACAGGGGAUGCAUUAUUACAAGGGGAACACGGGGAUGGAUCUUCACAACCAAAUUUUAUUGCAAUAAUCCAAAGGGUAGUCAGACUAAUCGAGGCACAUAAUUAGAAAAGGGCCGAAAAUUUUAAUGUGUUUGGAGAAUGUAAAUGUACUGACGGAGUGAUGCUGAGGUGAUGUUUCACAAUUCAAGCAUAAGUUAAUGGAAUGAGUUCUUGCUUACAGAGAAGAGGUCACAACAUCGUAACAGUUUAUCCUGGCAACGGAUCAAUUCACGCGAGUGAGAGCUUCGACACCUUCGCCAGUGAAACGGAAACUGAAGACAUGACCGCAUUUAUCAACAAUUUACCGGAAAAUGUAAUGGUACUGAUUACAGUGCACGAUUCUGCAAAUGUCGGUGUCAUGAACACCAUCCCAGACGCUGAAAGUGCCCUGCGCAGUGUUGGAGCUGUAGACCCUGUGUUCACCCGGGUGCGCGAAUCAUGGCUGCUUAUUGGUUACAAAGGUGCAGAUAAGCCCACGUGGAUUCAGCAAAGACACGAAGCUAGGAACCUGGGCCCAGUUUCAAUUGGAACUGAGAUUAUUUUCUAA
This is a messenger RNA of Pocillopora meandrina, 4608 nucleotides long. Lineage: Eukaryota; Metazoa; Cnidaria; Anthozoa; Scleractinia; Pocilloporidae. The record is from the annotation of a GenBank genome assembly.